Molecule: messenger RNA, 4348 nt
Organism: Neolamprologus brichardi
Lineage: Eukaryota; Metazoa; Chordata; Actinopteri; Cichliformes; Cichlidae
Gene: ppp2r2ba
Product: protein phosphatase 2, regulatory subunit B, beta a
Cellular component (GO): protein phosphatase type 2A complex
Molecular function (GO): protein binding; protein phosphatase regulator activity
Source: RefSeq, a predicted model, not a curated record
GAUUUGACCAGAAGAAGCCUCGUUUUGUACAUCGUCAUUAAACUCAGCAGUGAAAUCAGAUCUUUCCAGAAAGAGCCGCAGAUGGUGACCUUACUAAUCUAAUUAAUCAGCCUCUGGUUAUUUUUUCUUAUUCUUUCUAGUCACCUCUGUUCUCUAGUUUAAUUUCACCUUUCCUUCUCUCUGUCUCGGUCUUUCUGCUUUGUGACCCCUCUCUGCCUUUAAUUUCUGAAACCUCUGUCAUGUGUUUGGACAGAAAUGUGCCAUGCCAUGCACCUCAUAACACAUCCAUCCAAACCUCAGUGUUGUGGCUUGAAUAGCUGUUUUUAGGGUCCUAAUUAGAAGAAAAGUAACACAAGCCACUGCAGUGCAUAGAUGCCUCUGAAGCAGAAUGGAGGAAUGGUAGUUUAAGAGCAACCUGCUACCAGUGACUUUACACCCACCCACACGCAAACCUUGGUGGUUCAAAAAUCUGUGAACAGAUUUUGAAGUCUUUACUAGUCCUGGUGGUUCAACUGAGCGUCACGUUUGCUGCUUGUAGGUUUUUAAAGAGCCAGCCGUCAAGCAGCAGGGAGGGGCCCCUGCUGAAGCGCAGCAGAGUGGGCAGCUACAGUGAAGCUCUGCGCUAUCCGGCACAGUGAGUCAGCUGAGCUGCAGGGAUCGCAGGCGCCGGGCAGUUUCGAUCAAUGAAUGAAUGAAUGAGAAAGAGCGAGGAGACCAUGCAGAAUCUGGAGCCAAAAAAAGUGAAGAUGCAUCGCUGUAGGCUAUGACAUGGAAAUGCGGAGGUGAUCGGAGCAAGCUUGUUGACGCAUAAUCCCGCCCGCCCCGCUGGCACUGGGAGGGGAAAAUCUCGCCUGCCUAAACUCCAAUCCUCCAGAACAGAUUUACGGAGUGCGCCCGUGCUGCUGCUGCUACUUCAGGUUCAACCUACAAGAAGACGUUUAUUGAAAUCAUCAUCAGCUCUAAGCUGCAGGUUUUCCGUGCUGACAUUUUUGGGAGAUACGCGUUUGAAGAGUUCCCUGAGGCAGACGCACCUAUGACGCGCUGCAAUAAUUAGGCUAUUAAAUCCACUGUUGGAGUCGACACUGUCACUGCGUUGCGGACGGUCGGUCUGUUGGAUGCCACCCGAGGUGUGGACAGGACCUGCCCCGUGCACCGUCGUCAUUACAGGUAUUUGAUCGCGAUUGUGUUGAUUACACCGGAGAUCUGGAGCCAUGACAGGCCCCCCGCUGGUCCCACAGCCCGCCUGCUGACGGUACCGGGCAGGAUGGGAGCAGGUCUGCCGCUUUCAGGAUUUCGAAUCAGCCGAUUUUUCAAUGGAGGAGGAGAGUGACACCCGGAAAAUCAACAACAGCUUCCUUCGCGACCACAACUAUGCAACCGAAGCUGACAUUAUCUCAACGGUGGAGUUUAACUCAUCGGGGGAGCUGUUGGCCACUGGGGAUAAAGGAGGCAGAGUGGUUGUCUUCCAAAGGGAGCAGGAGAGUAAGAGUCAGCCCCAGCGUCGUGGGGAGUACAAUGUUUACAGCACAUUCCAGAGCCAUGAGCCAGAGUUUGACUACCUGAAGAGUUUGGAGAUUGAGGAGAAGAUCAACAAGAUCAAAUGGCUUCCUCAGCAGAAUGCAGCAUAUUUCCUGCUUUCCACCAACGACAAGACAGUGAAGCUGUGGAAGAUCAGUGAGAGGGAUAAGCGCCCUGAAGGCUACAACCUGAAGGAUGAGGACGGACGGAUCCGAGACCCAUCCACCAUCACCACUCUACGGGUGCCGGUGCUUCAGCCUAUGGAUUUGAUGGUCGAGGCUACAGCCAGACGGGUGUUCAGCAACGCCCAUACCUACCACAUCAACUCCAUCUCUGUCAACUCCGACCUUCAGACCUUCAUCUCCACCGAUGACCUUCGGAUAAACCUGUGGAACCUGGAGAUCACCGACCGCAGCUUCAACAUUGUGGACAUCAAACCAGCCAACAUGGAGGAGCUGACGGAAGUAAUCACCUCUGCAGAGUUCCACCCGCAGGAGUGUAACACCUUUGCCUACAGUAGCAGCAAAGGUUCAAUACGCCUCUGUGACAUGAGACAGGCCGCACUCUGCGACAAACACUGCAAAUACUUUGAGGAGCCAGAGGAUCCAUCCACUCGUUCCUUCUUCUCUGAAAUCAUCUCAUCCAUCUCUGACGUGAAGUUCAGCCACAGCGGACGCUACCUGAUGACAAGAGACUACCUCACUGUAAAGGUGUGGGACCUUCAAAUGGAGAACAAGCCGCUCGAGACGUACCAGGUUCACGACUAUUUACGGGGUAAGCUGUGUUCUUUGUAUGAAAACGACUGCAUCUUUGACAAGUUUGAGUGCGUCUGGAAUGGAUCAGACAGCGUCAUAAUGACCGGCUCUUACAACAAUUUUUUCCGAAUGUUCGACCGAAAUACCAAACGCGAUGUCACGCUGGAAGCAUCCAGAGAGAACAGCAAACCCAGAGCUAUUCUGAAGCCUCGCAAGGUGUGUGUAGGUGGGAAGCGGCGUAAGGAUGAGAUCAGCGUCGACAGCCUUGACUUCAGCAAGAAGAUCCUUCACACGACGUGGCACCCACAUGAAAAUAUCAUUGCUGUAGCAGCCACCAACAACCUAUACAUCUUUCAGGACAAGGUCAACUAAAGGGCAGCCUGCCCCCUGCUGACCCCUGACCCUGCACCUGUAAGGGGCUGCUGUCUUGAAUUCCCCAACUCUGCUGAUGAUGAUCAGAGUAAAAGUAUCCAGUGACUAAAGUGGGGGAAGUGGACAGCACAUGUUUUAGGAAGCAACAACUUGAUUCCUUGAAAUCAAGAAUGAACUUCUUCAAUUUGACUUAUAAUUUAAUUUAUUUAGCCAUGCGGACACCCGAAGAAUUGUUUCCCAUGCGUUUAUGCAACAAGAGGAUUGCUACCAUCACAUUAUGACGUAGCAGCACUCUGGACCCUAAGGACAGAGGCAGAUGUGGGCACACUGAACAGAAAAUAGAGCACACUGACAGAAACCAGGCCUACGUGAUGGUGGCUCACUGUCAUGUAGCAACAGUGCCCCCUGUCUUUCGGUCUUCUCAUGCUGCAAUGCAUGUGAUCAACCCUGCAGCCUCUACGUGAGGCAAAAUUCCUGAACAGCGCAAUGUGCUGCAGAAGAGGAAAAGACUGUUAAUCUCUGACCCGCAGAAACUGAGUUCUCGCUGCCUGUGACACAACACACUCAGUCUUUCUAGUACCAAUCUCAUGUCUCCUUGUGAGACUGCUGUAGUCUGUAAUGUGAAUGAAGCCCUUCCAGGCUGUGUCAUUGGGUUUUAUUUAACGCUUUUGUUUUUGUUGAGUCCUUCUCUCGGUCAAUGAGUCUGUUUAGAAGCUGUGGUGCCUUCUUUUGGUAUGUGGGGGUUCGAUGUAGUGGAAGGGAGGGGAGGGAAGGGUCGGGUGGGGAGGAGGGGUAAUGGCUACAAGGAGGGAGUGUGUGAAUGUUUCAAAUGAAAUGUUAACUUGGGAUUUUUUUUGGUUCUUUUUCUUUCUUUCUUUCUCUCUAAAGAAACAAACACACACAAAAAAAGCUCCACACAGGUCCCAAGUAGAAAAAGUGCUUGAAUCAAUGUAGUCACAAUUAUACAUUAGAGCACUGGUUUCAUGCUUGUGAGCUCAGGGGAGAAUGCUGUGAUAUGUACAAAGUAAUUGUUGCUCUCACCUUGCAAGUCAGUCUGAUGUUGUCAGUUUGCAAGAGACACAAACAAAGUCACAUUCAUUUCUAAAUUUCUUGCCACAUUUUCUCUUUAUUUGGAUAGUACUAAAAAUGAUCUGUAGACGGUAGAUUGGUCGACUCAUCGUGUUGACAUAUUGAAUUUAAAACUUGAGAUUUUCUUGGCCUAACAAUGCUAGCAUAGCUUUUUUGUUUCUUUGCAUGUGUUGGAUCUGAUUCUGAUGAAACUGACAGCCUGCGUAUAGCUAUAUUUGAACAUCUGCAGAUCAUCUGGGGCACUAUUCAGUUUUUUUAAUAUAUAUAUUAGAUUGCUGCAAUGCCUUUCCAUGUUUCUCAUCAAGCUGAAAAUGGGUAACAUGGAACAGUAGCAGAUUGUCUUUCAGCACUCGGCUCUUACCGGCCAACUCCCGUAAAGCAAAGCAGUCAAAGGUCUAAGUGAACUCUGUGAAAUCAGGGAAUAAUUAAGUGUGAUUCCUUUAAACAGUAAUGUCUUCUAAACAACCUCCUUUGUGACACUCUAAUUGAAAAAAAAAAAGACUUUUAUAGCUCAGAAUGUAUUGAAAUGCAAUGAAUGCAGACCAUGCAGUCUUUAUGCUUACUGGACUUUCUUUUGAAUAAAAAAAAGAAUAAAGAUGUGCAAGUUCAAAUCA